UUAAAAAAUGGAUAUAUCCGGUUUUGCAUGCGAACUCCUCGAAUGACCUUAACAAACCAGCACUGGAUAUUUGUACUUUAUGGACUUGUGGGAAACUUGAGCAAUUUUUAUCAUUAUUCACUAUGAUCUCAUCAGGUUGACUUUGUGCCAUUUUACGCGACAGUAGAGUGCAAAGAUGAACAUUUCCUCAAAUGUUUAGUUAAACUGAGUUCGUUAUCACACCAACUUAUUAUCUUGCCGCACUUCCCAGUGGAUAAUUAUUCAAAACAUACUCUCGUAGCUCGCCAAUUGUGUGCGUGAUUUUCGAUCUGCACCUACUAAGAUGGAUUUUAGUAAGAAGUACGAAAACCCAAGCCCCGAAGUGAAAGCGAACCCGAUUUCAAAAUUAUUGUUCUGCUGGAUAAUCCCACUAUUUUGUAAAGGAUUCAAAAAAGAUUUAGAAAUUGAGGAUCUAUACAAUGUAAAGAAAUGUGACAUAUCGCAAACAUUAGGAGAUACAAUGGAAAGACAUUGGGAGGAAGAAUGCCUAAGCGCAAAAACGGAAAGCAGGAAACCCAAAUUCAUACGAGCGAUUAGGAAAAUGUUUUUGAAACCCUAUUCGUUAUAUGGCAUAGAGCUAUUUUUCCAGAGCAUCAUUUUGAAGAUGGUACAACCAUUAGUAUUAGCAAAAUUGAUAAAAUAUUUCGAAUCUCCAAGAAGUAUGGGCCGUUUCGAAGGUUGGGCGUGGGCUAUAGGUGUAAUCGGUAUGGCAUUUAUCAACGUUAUAAUCAUUCAUCGUACUUCACUGGGUCAGCUACGAAUUGGAAUGCAGUGCAGAAUUGCUACGUGUUCUCUAAUUUAUAGAAAGCUACUCCGGUUGAGUAAAGCAUCAAAUGAUAACACAGCGGCUGGACAAGUAGUUAAUCUAUUAUCCAAUGAUCUUGCUAGGUUUGACAUCGUGCCAAUUUUUCUGCAUUACAUCUGGAUAAUGCCCCUGCAAACGGUAAUUGCAGGUGUUAUAAUGUACAAUAGCGUUGGAUAUGCGGCCUUUGCUGGUCUUGUAGCUAUCACCAUCCAAGCCGUGCCUUUGCAAGGGUACUUAUCUUAUUUACAAGGUAAACUGAGGCUUAAAAUAGCCAAUCGUACGGACCACAGAGUGCAACUUAUGAGUGAAAUUACGGCCGGUAUACAAGUGAUCAAGAUGUACGCUUGGGAAAAGCCAUUUGAGGAAAUGGUCAGAAUUGCUCGAAAGUUGGAAAUUGACGUUGUGGCCAUUACGUCUUAUAUUCGUGGUUUGAUAGUUGCAUUAGCAGUAUACACGGAGCGGUUCACACUGUUUUUGACGGUUGUAACUUACGUACUUCUCGGGAAUGCGUUAACUGGCGAUAAGGUUUUUUCAUUGGCGCAGUUCUUUAAUACCAUCCAAGCAUACAUGGUAAUACUUUAUCCGCUAGCGAUAGCAUUUUUUGCUGAAGCAAAGGUGUCAGUGGGAAGAGUUGAGAAAUUUCUGUUGCAAGAGGAGAUACACAUAAGCCGAUCAGACAAAUAUGAAGCAUUACCAAAAACUGGUUUGCUCAAAGUUAAUCAGGCGAAGGCGAGUUGGACACCAAACCCCAUAGUUGACACUCUGACCAACAUAACUUUAAAUAUCGCACCCGGAACACUGUGUGCUGUUGUUGGACAAGUGGGUGCCGGAAAAAGUUCCUUGCUAAAUUUAAUCUUGAGAGAACUCCCCCUUAACAGCGGGUCGUUAGAAGUACACGGAAGAGUGUCUUACGCUUCACAAGAGCCUUGGCUUUUUGUAUCUACAGUUCGGAAUAAUAUUCUUUUUGGAUUACCAUACGAAAGAGCUAAAUACAAAAACAUUGUGGAUAGUUGCGCAUUAAAGAAAGACUUUGAAUUAUUACAAAAUGGCGAUCGAACUUUGGUAGGAGAACGAGGAGUGUCAUUAAGUGGCGGUCAACGAGCGCGCAUUAAUUUGGCACGGUCAGUUUACAGAGAGGCAGAUAUUUACUUAUUUGAUGAUCCUUUAUCUGCCGUCGAUGCGCAUGUUGGAAAACAUCUUUUUGACGAGUGUAUUUUAAAGUACUUAAAAAAUAAGACAAGAAUCUUAGUUACCCACCAAUUGCAAUUUCUUAAACAUGCCGAUACUAUAGUGAUAAUGAGCAAUGGACAAAUUGAAAAAGUUGGAACCUACGAUGAAUUGGUAAGCUGCGAAUUGGCUCACUUGCAGUUUGAGAAACAAGAUGAAACAGAAAACGUUGACAGCACUACAUCAACUGCGGCACUGGUGCGACAUUUAAGGCGAGAUAGCGUAACCGACGAGGACGAGGAGAGUGAGCCGCAGGAAACACAAGAAUUAGUGGAAAAAGGUGCUAUAUCAUCUUCACUGUAUAUGGCAUACAUACGGCAAGGAGGGCCCGUCGUGUUGCUGCUAUUUUUAUUAUUUUUGCUGAUCAUAGCUCAGGUCGCUAGCAAUAGUGCAGACAUCUGGUUAACACACUGGACUAAUACGGAGGAACGCCGUAACUUACACAGAAACUCUAUUAAUGGAAAGGGAUUUAAUUCAACAAUACCAUCAGACCUAUUUACAGCGAUGGAUAAUACCACUCCAAACUCAACUAUGCUUGGUGAAUCCUCAACGCCAAUUACAAUAAACGCUUUGAACGACAACGGAACCAACAUUGUACACAACACCAUGGAGGACGAAGUGUACUCUACUUCAACUUAUAUUUAUGUAUACUCAGCAUUCAUUCUGGCAUCGAUUUUAUUAACCACACUUCGUUCAAUGCUCUUUUUCAAAAUUUGCAUGAACGCGUCAAAAGGUUUACAUAAUCUUAUGUUUAGUAACGUUUUAAGGACUAAGAUGAGCUUUUUUGAUUCCAAUCCCUCAGGUAGAAUUUUAAACCGUUUUUCUAAAGACAUGGGUGCGGUAGAUGAAAUACUUCCUAGAGCGCUCUUGGAUGCCAUUCAAAUUUUUAUGGUGAUGUCUGGAAUACUCGUAAUGGUAUUUAUUGUAAGGCCUUGGAUGAUUAUUCCCAGUGUCAUAUUGGCGGGGUUAUUUUAUUUCACACGGGUAAUUUUUUUGGCUAGUGCUCAAAAUAUUAAACGUUUAGAAGGGAUUACCCGUGCUCCUACCUUCUCGCAUGUGUCAGCCUCACUGUCGGGUUUAGCGACAAUAAGAUCGUCAGGUGCUGAAUCAAUGGUCACAAAAGAAUUUGACGGCAUACAAGAUCAACACACAUCGGCGUGGUUCCUAGUUUUGGCCACGAGCGAAGCAUUCGGUUUCUAUUUGGAUCUUAUUAGCGUUAUAUUUUUAUUGUUACUCACAUUCCAAUUUCUCAUUUUUGAUGACGGGGCAACAUUAAGUGGUGACGUUGGACUAGUAAUAUCACAGUCUUUAAUUUUAACUGGCAUGUUGCAAUUUGGUAUAAGGCAAUCUGCAGAAGUCGCAAGUCAGAUGACAAGUGUGGAGCGCCUUAUGCAGUAUACACGUUUGGAUAAAGAAGAGGUUAGUCAAUCAUGUUCUGUAAAAAAACCUGACAGAGAUUGGCCCAAAAAUGGAGAGAUCGAAUUCAAAAAUGUAAAUUUAUCGUAUACUAACGGCGAACCGGUACUUAAAAAUCUAAAUUUUACUAUUAAACCUGGUGAAAAAGUAGGCAUAGUUGGUAGAACGGGAGCAGGAAAAUCUUCUUUAAUUGCAGCUUUAUUUCGAUUAGCCCCAACUGAAGGUGCUAUUAGAAUAGAUAACGCAGAUAUUUCUGACAUAAGGUUACAUGAUUUACGGAGCAAGAUCUCAAUUAUUCCACAAGAGCCAGUAUUAUUUACAGCGUCAUUAAGACACAACUUGGAUCCAUUACAUGUAUGCGAUGAUGCUACACUAUGGACAGCUCUAGAUAAUGUUGAAAUGAAAGCAGUGGUAGACAAUUUAGAUAUGGAAGUUAAACAGGGAGGUUCGAAUUUUAGUAUUGGACAAAGACAACUACUCUGCUUAGCGCGAGCUAUAAUUCGAAAUAAUAAAAUCCUAGUCAUGGAUGAGGCUACAGCAAAUGUCGACCAUCAAACUGACUCUUUAAUACAAAAUACCAUCAGAGAGAAGUUCAAGGGCUGCACAGUGUUAACCAUAGCCCAUAGGUUAAAUACAAUUAUGGAUUCCGAUAGAGUGUUAGUGAUAGAUGCUGGGGAAGUGGUUGAAUUCGGACACCCACAUGAGUUACUUAAAAAUCACAGUGGCUAUUUUACGAACAUGUUAAAAGAAACGGGAGCAGGAAUGGAAAAUAAAUUACGUCAAAUAGCGGAAAAUUCUUAUAAUGAUAAUAAUGCUACGACUUAAAUUUGAAUUAAUUACAUUUAUAGGCCAGUA
Molecule: messenger RNA, 4342 nt
Organism: Photinus pyralis (common eastern firefly)
Lineage: Eukaryota; Metazoa; Arthropoda; Insecta; Coleoptera; Lampyridae
Product: probable multidrug resistance-associated protein lethal(2)03659
Exons: 17
Coding region: 323-4312 (1329 amino acids)
Biological process (GO): transmembrane transport
Cellular component (GO): membrane
Molecular function (GO): ATP binding; ATP hydrolysis activity; ABC-type transporter activity
Source: RefSeq, a predicted model, not a curated record